Messenger RNA from Glossina fuscipes, 2660 nucleotides. RefSeq lists its product as uncharacterized. Lineage: Eukaryota; Metazoa; Arthropoda; Insecta; Diptera; Glossinidae. The transcript has 4 exons. Gene Ontology annotation, biological process: positive regulation of ERAD pathway. Gene Ontology annotation, molecular function: ubiquitin protein ligase activity. The coding region runs from base 82 to 1923 and encodes 613 amino acids. The record is from RefSeq and is a predicted model, not a curated record.
AUUAUAAAACCUGCAACUAUUUAAUAAAUUGCUAUUUAUUACUGACAGAAUAUAAAAUAUAUUGAAAAUUUUUGUGACGUGAUGACUAACAAUAACAACGUACCAGUUGAAAUGGAACGAGUACCAGUGAAUCAAACGCUCCGAAGAGAGCAAACAACGAUAGAUAUCGACAUGGACACAAAUGGUAACCAGCAGCAUAAUGUUAGAAAUUCUAAUUUUACCGCUAUUAAUAACGAAACGGAAAGUGGCGGAAUGAUUGAUAAUGAUAGUGAGACAAUAAAUUUAAGGCGAAAUUCGAAUUCGCAAGGCAAUCUACUGUCUUUAAUAAAUGAAGCUAGAUCUCAUUUAGAGCGACAGGCAACUUUAGGAGGCGGCCCCGUUGAAAAUGCGUCACAGCAGCAAAGGCGAUUUAUGCAUAGUGCCAGCGAUUCGGGUUUCACAUCCUCGAAUGCGGCAAACUCAACAAAUCGAUCCCGGUAUACACGUUCAUGGCGCAUGAAUUUAAAUAAUGUAUUAUCUUUCUCGUCAGCCUCAUCGACUGAGGCGUUACGUUCACUAAUAUCACAUUCAGGCAAUUUCCGUUAUAGUACUCUACGCAGUGGUGAUAAUUCUGGUAAUGAUACCGCACAAUCUUUAACAAACGAAGUACAUCAAGAAAGGCAGCAACAACAACCGGGCACUGAUCGUGUUUCAUCAUCAUUAUCAUCAUCGUCAUCAACUCCAAUGAGUUUUAGAGUUAAUAUAAAUAUGAAUAGUAGAUUGCCGAUGAUAGUGCGACAAAAUUUACGAUCACUAGGUAGGACUGAUAAUAAUACUCCCGUUGCUAAUAAUGCAACAGAUUCGACAAUAGAUUUAUCUGAUGAACAACAAUUUCGUAAUAUAGCAGCUGCUACUAACGGUGAAACUAAUAGAUCUAAUCGACAGCUGCGUCAAAAUUCAGCAGAUAAUCAAGAAUCUGCACCGGGUUCGGAGAAUCCACGAGAUAUUGAAAUCGAUAGCCCUGGACCUGAUGAUAUAAACAAUGAAAUACCAGAACUUGUAUUAAAAUUAGUAUCAGCUUUUGUACGCUACCUACCAUUUAUAUGUAUUAUCUUGAUGAAAUUUAUACAUGACCAUCUGCUGGGCAUAAUGGAUUUAAUAUUUCUUCAAGCUAUUAUGUAUCAAAUAAAUAAUUCGUUACGCAAACAAGUCGCUAAGUUGUCACAAAAAUCGUAUAGUAUUCUUUCACGGGACUGUUUAAUUGUUAUCUGUGUGGUCGUGUAUCGCUUUAUUAUAGCUACUUCAAAACCAGAACCUUUUGGUCUUCUCAUACCACCUCCAACAGAAUCCUUAACGGUUGAUGUUUUUGCGGCCGAUAAACCAGUGCCAACGUCGCCAACUAAUCAAGAAUUAACAAAUGAUAUAUCGCUUAAAUUCUUUGUAAAAGCACCCGUAAAUGCUUCCCCAACUCCCUCGCAUAAGUCCAGCGGAAACAAGCUUACAAUAACUAAGUACACUUCACUGGAAAUGCUAUUAUAUUACGUUGCCGUUAAUGACUUAAUAUUAAAAUUAUUAACACAAUUAAUUAAAAUCGCAAUAACUAUGAUGUCUACAAAAUUAUUACGACAUAAAGCUAGAGCACGCUUAUACGUUCUUGUUGAAUAUGUUUCACAAUUUUAUCGAGCAUUGGCCCCGAUUACUCAAUGGUUAGAGUUUUUGCAUGAAUCUUAUACCGGCUUGGAAGUGAUCUCAGGCAUGCUAUUUUCCUCUUUCUAUAUUGGUGCGAAAAUAUUUGAAUUAGUUGAACGCAGCAAAUUGCUAAAACGAUCUCUCCUAAGCUUUGUACGGAACAAUCUGCUGUCCUGCCUUAUCAUAAUAUUCUGGUGCGGUCCAAUUAGCAAAGCGAGUCGUCAUUUUGCCCCAAUGAUCAUAGUAACGAUUUAGCUCUUGCGUCCGUUCAAUGCGAUCGUCCUCCGCUUGUGGGCGUCGAGCGUAUAAAGCCUGAAGUUGUGCUGCUUUGGACAUUUCUCUCUCAUCCUCUUCUCUAUUCUUCUAACAUAUAAAUAUUUUCCUUUAUUUAACAAUUCAAGAAUUUUCGUUUUGAGUUUUGAUUGUUUCUCUCUGUUAAGUUUUUUUUGUUAAGAAAGAUUUUUACGUUUAACAAUUGGCCGAAAUUUUUAACUAACUAGAAAUCCUUCGAGUUCGUCACAUAUUUCUAUCUCAUAAAAAACUCAUAUCAGAUUUCCUAUAAAAUAUAAUAUUUAUAUGUUUUACAUAGCCGUUUUAGCCAUACCUAAUCGAACACGCUAUCAUUAUGACUGCGAUCUCAAAAAUCUUCUUAUAAAAGUAAAAUUGGUCUUAAGACUUUUAGAUAAACGAAAAAAAAAAAAAUAGUUAAAAGACUUUGUUACAAUAAUACCGACAACUUUGUCCUUUCUCUUAUAUUUUCGAAGACAAGAUCUUCAUUUAGAAAUUUUAUCGUAAAUUAUUCUUUAAGCGAAUUCGUCUAUCAAGUUGAAAAAUCAAUUAGCUAAAAGUCUCAUACAAGCAUACUCAUAGUUCAUAUAUGUAAAUAAGAUAAUGUGCAGUAUGAAUGAAUGGCAUUACGUUAUGCGCAAAAUAGGUUUACGUUAUUUAGCUUCCGAUACGAUAUAAUUUCGAUAGUUUAUUAGAAGUCAUUU